Messenger RNA from Ruditapes philippinarum (Manila clam), 3880 nucleotides. Its product is annotated as large neutral amino acids transporter small subunit 1-like. The transcript has 10 exons. Gene Ontology annotation, molecular function: L-amino acid transmembrane transporter activity. NCBI's taxonomy places the organism in Eukaryota, Metazoa, Mollusca, Bivalvia, Venerida, Veneridae. The record is from RefSeq and is a predicted model, not a curated record. Gene Ontology annotation, cellular component: membrane. The coding region runs from base 998 to 2575 and encodes 525 amino acids. Gene Ontology annotation, biological process: amino acid transmembrane transport.
AAAAAUAUCCAAAUAUCAAAAUAAACAUAUUAAAUAUCACUCAUCAACUUUGUAAUGUGCCGGUAAUCGUUUAAAGUGCGGAAAUUAUAAAUUUGUACACACAUUUGUGUUGUAUUGUUUUACAAAUUUUAAGUAUGCGGAUAAUAAAUUUGACAAACGAGAAUAGUUAAUGAAUCAUUGAAACUGAUAGUCUUUGGUUGUGAACUUCUUAAUUAAAUAAAUCAAAAGUACACGAAUCUUACAGUCUUAAACGGCAAGCUCAGUUUUCUUUCUAUUUUAAACAGAUAGGCAAUACAUUCAACUUACGGUGUUUCUAACACUGACAGACCCGUGGAAGCUCGUGUGAUGACAUCAAUGUUAUCAACUUUUAUGAACUGUUAAAUUAAAAAAAUAAUUGAACUUCACCAAAGCAGCAGUGGAUUUAUUUAUCUGUCCGUCGAAUACACAUACGCGUAUUCUUUUGCUGUGUUGUUCAAUUAAGAUGCAAAUAGAGAAUGUAAAAUAAUGAUAGAACGAGACAAAAAUCGUUGCAUACUAAUAGAGAAAGGUUUUAUCUCUGAUGUUCUAUUUAUUCCAGCCUUUAUUCCCUUCGUACAAGAGGAUAAAUUGUCACUGGCUUGGACGUUAUAGAUCUUCAUAUCUAGAGGUGGAAAAUUAAAUCUUUUUUUGUUGUUAUUUCGAGUUGAAAGAAAAGUGAGAUGCGAUAAGCAUUAACAAAACAUUUGCAGUGUGCAUUGUACAAUACUUCAAUUGAUAACUGCGGUUUAAAAAUGUGGGUGUCAUCGUUACAGUAACAUGCAAUUUUCAAGGUCAAUUGGUAUUGAAUUAAAUUGAAAUCACGCGAAGAAAGAAUGGUUUUAUACGACACUUAAAUAUUUGUCAAAAAUGACAUUAUAAAACAAGUGUCUAUAAAUUUCGCUAAUAAAUUUAUUGUGCGUAUAGAUUAUAUAUAUAUUUUUGUCUGUUGAUUAAAGUUUUGGAAAUUUGAAAUAAAGAAAUGUCUCUACAAAAUAGUAACGGAGAAGUUAUACCGACCAUGGAAAAGGAAACGACGGUCUCUGAAAAUGAUGCAACAAAUGGAAAUUUGAAACAUUCGGAUACAAACGGAUUUUCACGUGCUAUGAACGGACAAACAAAUGCAGACGAUAUCAUGGAUAAAAUACAAACUGUUGUAUCUUUAAAGAAACAAAUUAGUUUAACUCAAUCUGUCGCUAUUAUUGUAGGUAUUAUUAUAGGAUCUGGAAUAUUUGUGUCUCCCGUCGGAAUUUUGACUAAUGUAAAAUCCGUCGGCAUGUCUUGUGUUAUGUGGACAAUAUGCGGGGUUUUCUCUGGGCUCUGUGCAUUGUGUUACGCCGAACUUGGCGCGUGCAUUCCUCAGUCUGGCGGUGAAUAUAUCUACAUUAAACGCGCAUUUGGAGAUUUUCCUGCAUUUUUGUGUCUGUGGAUUAACUUCAUUAUUAUUUGUCCGGUCGGCAUUGCCGCGUCAUCGUUAAUUUUUGCAACGUAUGUGUUAAAGCCCAUCUUUCCAGACUGCGACCCGCCGGUUACAGCUUUACGACUUCUAGCGGCUGUUGUAGUCACAUUUAUAGUGAGCCUUAACUGUGUAAAUGUAAAAUGGUCAACAAAGUUGCAAGUUGUGAUCACCACCAGCAAAUUAGGAGCUCUGAUCAUGAUAAUUGUGAUUGGUUUUAUAUACAUUGGAAAAGGGGAUGUUGAAAAUUUUAAAGAUUCCUUUGAAGACAGUGAUUUCAGCGCGGGCUCCAUCGCCAUUGCCUUCUACUCCGGUUUCUGGGCAUUCGGUGGAUGGAGCUAUCUGAACUUUCUAACAGAUGAACUGAUUGAACCGCAUAAGAAUCUCCCACGGGCUAUUGUUAUAUCUAUUUCCAUAGUAACAGUGGUAUAUUUGAUAGCCAAUAUUGCAUACUUUGCUGUCCUCACACCGUCAGAGAUGCUGGCAUCCUCUGCAGUAGCCGUGACAUUUUCCCAGGUAACAAUUCCAGCAGCAUCUUGGAUAACACCAAUACUUAUAGCAAUCUCUGUAAUGGGAAGUAUUAAUGGAAACUCUCUCUCAAUGUCUAGAUUAUUUAUGACGGGAGCAGAGUACAAACAUCUUCCACAUUUUAUAUCUAUGAUCAACAUCAAAUAUCUCACACCAGCCCCAUCACUACUAGUCAUUAUGGUAUUGACAGUUAUAAUGCAGAGUUUUGAGGAGAUAUUUUAUCUCAUUGAGUUGAUGGGGUUCGGAUUUUCUGUGGUUCUUUGUUGUGUUUUUGCUGGGCAAAUAUAUCUCAGGUAUAAGGAACCAAAUCUACACCGACCCAUCAAGCUACCACUUGGACUGCCAAUUUUUCUAUUGUUAGUCAGUAUAGUUAUACUGGUGUUGACAGUGUACCAGAAACCUAGCGAAAGUGGACUGGGGUUGUUGUUGAUAGCGCUGGGAGCGCCAUUAUAUUUUGUUUUCAUUUUCUGGGGAAAUAAACCUAAAUCUAUACAAAACUGGAUAUUUAAGCUGACAAAUCUUAUCCAGAAGAUAAUGUACGCAUGCGCCAGUGACACUGACAAGACGGCUCUUUAACUUCCGCUAGUGAUCAGCAGAAAUCGUUACAACUACAACAACAACAACAGAAAAGCUUUAGGGAAAUUAAUUCGUGUAUUUACGUACAUUUUAUUUAUCUAAGCCUAGGACUCUACAACUGUGCAUGCAGCAAUCACAAAACGAAUUAUUUUGUUUAUCAAUGUAUGAAAAAAUAUAAGUUGUAAAAAUGUUGAAAAGAUAUUUGUGUUUAUUUUAGUUUUGCAAAUAUUGAAUACCUUUAUCAGAUAAUAUAAAACUAAAUCAGCCGUGUCAUGACAAAACCAACAUAAUGGGUUUGCGACCAGAAUGGAUCCAGACCAGCCUGCGCAUCCGCGCAGUCUGAUCAGGAUCCAUGCUAUUCGCUUACCAACCCUGUUACAAGUAGAGAAACUGAUAGCGAACAGCAUGGAUCCUGAUCAGACUGCGCGGAGGCGCAGGCUGGUCUGGAUCCAUGCUGGUCGCAAACCCAUUAUGUUGGUUUUGUCAUGACGCGGCUCAAAUAGAAUAUAAGUCGGUGGAGGGAUUUACUUGUAAAUCUAGGAGUUGUUAGCUACGGCAACUCUAAACAUCUACACUAUAAAGAGUUUAUUUCGUACAUGUUUGUUAUUUAGUUUUGUCUAAGAUUUAAUUUUAUCACACAACUUUUUAUUUGACAAAAAUUAUAUAAAGAAAUAAAAAAAUGUGGCCCUAACUUGGAAAUGCGUAUGAAUUUUCGACAUUCCCUACAAUAUCUAGUUUAGGUUUGCUAGCACACUUACGGGUAGCAACAUCUGAAACUUUUCAACAAGGAGUCCCUAUAGGUUCAAAUAGGACAAAUACUCAGUAUAUUAACAAGUCUAAUUCUUGUUAUCGCAAGAAAGAUGGCAAUAUAUAGGCUCCAAAGAAAGGUACAGUGUCGAAUUUUCAAAUGUCAUACAAUGAUUAAUCAUAUUUAACUUGCCACUGCCAUUUAUAGAUCUACGUGUAGAUCUUGCACCAAAUGGACAGUUAACACAGCAUAUACGUGUUCUUGAUCUCUAAAUAUUGACAACCGUAAUAUAUAUACCCUUUAUCAGUUAGGGUGAACCAUCAAACUAUUUAUCUAUAAAUACCUAAACUGCAAUUAAGACUGGGCGGCUAUUCUUACAAAUAACAGAAAGAAAAACUAAGACAAUAUGGCGUCGAAAUAGGGAUACAAGUGUAAUUUGAAUAAAUCAUAUUCAAAAUUCUGUGCAGAAGAAUAACUAAAUCUGAUAAAUUCCAUAAAUGUUCAUUGUAACUGUCAAGUAGUCUCAAGAAAAUCAAAAUUUUCCCGUCGAUAAAUCA